AUCUCCAUGGUAACGUAGUGGGUGGUAGAGCCUGCUGCCCUUUGCCCCGGAACCAGUAGCGGACCCGCGUUGUGGGUGGGUGGGUGGAGAGCGGCGGUUUGGGCAGCAUAAUGAACCUGGUAGGUUUUGUGCGUGAUCACUGGUACAAUAUCCUCGUCCCCCUGGGUUUUGUGCUGGGAUGUUAUCUAGAUAGAAUGAAUGAUGAAAAGCUCACUGCAUUCAGAAACAAAAGCUUAUUGUUCAAACGGGAAUUGAAACCAGGUGAAGAAACUACAUGGAAGUGAUUCAAAUGCUUUGUUGCAGAAAAGAACAUUAAAAAGAAUCACCACAACAGUUUUAUUCUCGAUGGACUUUCAAUUAAGAAUUAAAUUAAAUAUUAUAUGAAAAA
This is a messenger RNA of Leucoraja erinaceus (little skate), 388 nucleotides long. RefSeq names its product NADH dehydrogenase [ubiquinone] 1 beta subcomplex subunit 1-like. Gene Ontology annotation, cellular component: mitochondrion. Lineage: Eukaryota; Metazoa; Chordata; Chondrichthyes; Rajiformes; Rajidae. Bases 111 to 284 code for a protein of 57 amino acids. The transcript is spliced from 3 exons. The record is from RefSeq and is a predicted model, not a curated record.